Messenger RNA from Ostreobium quekettii, 318 nucleotides. Lineage: Eukaryota; Viridiplantae; Chlorophyta; Ulvophyceae; Bryopsidales; Ostreobiaceae. The record is from the annotation of a GenBank genome assembly.
AUGUACAGGAAGCAGCACAAGAAGGACCAAACCACCGAUUCCUCAAGGAGAAAGCGAAGGACGCACCAGAAGGUCACACUGCGGUCCAUUGUUGGAGCCUCCCUUGAGGUCAUCCAAAAGAAGCGGAAUGAGAAACCGGAGGUUCGUCAGGCAGCCAGGGAUGCUGCUCUCCGGGAGGUCAAGGAGCGCAUGAGGAAAUCGAAGGACGCGAAAAAGGCCACUGGAGGCAAGACCCAAGCUGGCGGCAAGGUGGAGAAGGCCGCAAGGAGUCGCGGUGGGAAGCAGGGAGGCAAGACCGGUGCUGGUGGACUGAGGUAG